Molecule: messenger RNA, 1818 nt
Organism: Anopheles merus
Lineage: Eukaryota; Metazoa; Arthropoda; Insecta; Diptera; Culicidae
Product: CLIP domain-containing serine protease B9
Exons: 4
Coding region: 90-1391 (433 amino acids)
Biological process (GO): proteolysis
Molecular function (GO): serine-type endopeptidase activity
Source: RefSeq, a predicted model, not a curated record
CGGUAUUCAAAUUUUCAGUCAGUCGCGCGUCUGCUUCCCGUGCAGGAAGUGUAUCAUUUCGGGUGUUGGUGUCACUAUCGCCAGAAAAAAUGGUGCUCCCUUUACGGUUAAGUUUUCUCUUCCUGGUGCCACUAGCGGGAGCCUUUCUGUUUCCUGAUAAUCCAACGAUAGGACGCGCGAUGAAAUCCGACGAGAUACUGGCCCAACGUUACGAUAUUCACCCGCAGCAGCAUCAAGAGGAGCAGAUCGUGGAAUCCAGCGAUGCUCACGUCGAAUGCACGACACCGACGAGGUUACGGGGCCGUUGCAUCUCCAUCUACGAGUGUGACAGCAUACUGGACUACUUCAAGCAGCGCAUCCUCACCUGGGAGGAGCGUGAGUUCCUGCGCAAAUCGCAAUGUACCGGAGCGACCAGCGGACGCCAGCCGUUCGUGUGCUGUCCCGGCAACGGUUCCAAACCGGUCGUAGCACCCGCGACGACUGUUCCUGCUGGGACGGCGUCCACCACGCCCGCUGGACCGGCGGCGACUGCACCGAGCGGUGAUGCUGCGCUGGCCGAUCAGCUCGUCGGUGGUUUGCUGCCCAACCCGAAGAAGAACGAGUGCGGCGUUAGCAUCGGCAUGCGGAUCUACGGUGGCCAGAACGCGGACAUCGACGAAUUUCCCUGGCUGGCGCUGUUGCAGUACGAAAACCGCAAGGGCGAGCGAAAGUACAGCUGCGGAGGGUCACUGAUCAAUCCGCGCUACGUACUGACCGCUGCCCACUGCGUGAUCGGAGAGGUUGAGCGCAAGGAGGGCAAACUCGUCUCGGUACGGCUCGGGGAAUACAACACCAAAACCGAAAUCGACUGCGUGACGGAGGAGCAGGAGGAAAUCUGUGCCGAUCCACCGAUCGAUGCCGGCAUCGAGUCGGUCAUCGUUCAUCCGGGAUACCAGGAUAUGGCACACGCAGACGAUAUCGCGCUCUUGCGGCUGGCGCAAUCGAUCGAGUAUACGAGUUUCGUGCAGCCGGUUUGUCUGCCACUGACCGACUUCCGGGCGUCGAAAACGGGCGAGGUCAACUUUGUGACCGGGUUCGGGCGUACGCUGCAAGACAGCCGAAGCGAGAUUAAGCAAAAGCUGGGUAUCAAGGUGUACGAUCAUGCCCGGUGCCAGCAGAAGUACGCUACGAAGAAUUCGUCGAUAACGACCAACCAGCUCUGCGCCGGUGGUGAGUACGCGAAGGACUCGUGCCACGGCGAUUCCGGUGGUCCGCUGAUGAAGCUGCAGAAGGUUUGGUACCUCGAGGGCAUCGUCUCGUACGGCAACCGGUGCGGGCUGGAGGACUGGCCGGGGGUUUACACUCACGUGCCCGCGUACAUGGCCUGGGUGAGAAGCAAUAUCAAGGAGUAACGGUAGUGCAGCGGGAGGAAGGAGAUCUUUACCAGCGUAAUGACAUCUAGGAACAAACUCACAACGAAAUUAAUGACAAACUAGAAUUAAUGCUACAUUCUACGAUACUGGUGUGCGUUGGCAAAGGACAGGGAAGAAUUAAACUGACACAAACAGCUAAUAGGGCAAGGGCAGUCGCUGCAACAUAUCUGAUCGAUGACGACCAACAGUAAUGUCGGCAAGAACGUUUCGCACUGUAAUGUGAACUUUACUGAAGCGAAACUGUGUUAACUGUGCAUUUUACUUUCACCGCUUCUAGAGUAGCACUGCAAAUCGACUGUAGAUCUGUAGGUCAAUGCUAGAUAGUUUGAACCGAUUAUGUACCUUCACUAUGGCAAAAUGUUUACAGAAAAUAUGACAAUAAAACAAACGAUCGUUUACAACCGUU